AUGCUUUCUCGCAUUCUGGAUGCGAGACAUUCUCGACAGUAUGCAAAGAAAACGAGUUAUGAUCAUGUUACUCCAACCACAGACCCAGGUCGAAUUUUCACAGUGUUUUUCGGCUUAAUUGGUAUUCCUCUUAUGUUCAUAACAGCAGCAGAUAUAGGGAAAUUCUUGUCUGAGAUAGUUAUCAGGAUAGCGAGUCAACAACACUACGACAAUGCUCUAUUGGCCUAUCACCUCAAUCAUGUGAACUGUCAACUUUGA
Cooperia oncophora is the source of this 258-nucleotide messenger RNA. Lineage: Eukaryota; Metazoa; Nematoda; Chromadorea; Rhabditida; Trichostrongylidae. The record is from the annotation of a GenBank genome assembly.